UGCAAAAUACCAGCAGUCUGCGCACAUGUGCUAGUUAUAACUGUAAUCAAGCGGGAAAUGUCAACAAACGGACAAUAAUUAGACUUUUUUACAAAAUGCUCGUUAAACAGCAAACCAAAGCGGCAACUAAUGACGCUGAUAGCGACUCCGACGACGAUGACGCACAAAUGCGUCAAUUCAUGGAAGCCGCCGAUCACACACUGCUCACAAAUGCCAUGUUCCAGCGGGGAGCAACCGCAACAGACCCAAAGCCGGCGCAGGCAACCGCAAUCCAGGGGCCGCCUCCGCCCAAAAGCGAACGCCACUUGGACGAGCAGGGAGCUGGUGCUGGCACAGCCAGCGAUCUACAUAUCACCGAAGAAAUGCAAACCCACAUAUGGGGAAAACUUAGCUCUAUUAUCCAAGAUCAAAUCGAGUUCUGUGAACAGAAAUCCGCUGAUAAACUACAAAAAGAGGAAGAGGAGUCCUGCCACGACCAGGUGAGGCUCGUGUCCAAUGCCGACUGCUACUUGAGCGCCGUAAAUGUGGAUACAGAACCGCCGGGACCGAAGAAGAAGCCCACCAUCAAGAGACGCACCAUGAGCGAGGACAAAUCCUCGACAGCCGCAAAGACUGUGGCCCUGGCUGCAGUGGCCAUUAGUGGCGAGUCGAUUAUGGAGGGCAAAGACACCCUGGAAUGGGCCAAGAGCAAGCCACGCCAGGGUAAGCUCUUCGAGUACAAGGCCACCGAUACGCAGUGCCACAAGCUGCAGGCCCUCCAUCCAGUCAACGAAUUCACGGAGCGCAGGCUCCAGAACAAGUGGAACGAGUCAAAGAUAUGCCGGAAAAAGAAGAAGAAAUAAAAGCGAUUCGAUGCUUAAUAGUAGUAGAUAAGUG
Messenger RNA from Drosophila obscura, 876 nucleotides. RefSeq lists its product as uncharacterized. The transcript has a single exon. Lineage: Eukaryota; Metazoa; Arthropoda; Insecta; Diptera; Drosophilidae. The record is from RefSeq and is a predicted model, not a curated record. Bases 96 to 842 code for a protein of 248 amino acids.